Molecule: messenger RNA, 255 nt
Organism: Saimiri boliviensis boliviensis (Bolivian squirrel monkey)
Lineage: Eukaryota; Metazoa; Chordata; Mammalia; Primates; Cebidae
Source: RefSeq, a predicted model, not a curated record
AUGAUUGUGCUUGGCUGGAUGCUUUUCGUUGGACUUGCAUGUUACAUGGGCACGUUUCCAGAAUUAAUGCCUCCAACUCUGAAGUGGAAGGAGAGGUGGCCUGUUCAGGAGAGCAAGACAGAGCUGAGGAGGCAGGCUUUAGAUGAAACUCUGCUGCAACACAAUGCACCUGGCAUCCUGGCCAACCAUCCCAUAGCUGUUCAUGCUGACUGGGUUGCCAAGGUCGCAGGAGCUGAUGUCAUAAUUGGUGUCUGA